CUAUAGCAAUAUUUCACAAGACAUUUUAAUCCUUUCAUUUCUAAACGGUAAUAUUGCAUACGAGGUAACGAUUAGAAUUUAAAACCUUAUGUGCACCAUAAGAUCCUUUCAAUCACGAAAUCAAAUUUUAUUCGUAUCGACUACAAUAUUAUAAUCAUAACACAGUCACGACAUCAUAUCACAUAAACAAUCAUCGAUUUCUGAACAUCGUUAUAAGAUUUCUCGUUUAGAAUGAUUAUUUUAUCCAAGGCUGUCUCGCGCACGUUUAAACAGAUUCGAUUCUUUACUAUUUUCUCUUUUAAAUCAAGCAUAAAAAGUCGUUUAUCAGGAAGGUCACGUUUAAUAAAUGUUUACAAACUGUUCAGACUAAAUAAGUUUCGUAAUGUAUAAACAGAUACUGUUACGUACGGUCCACACUUGUGAUACGUCGUGCACAAUAUACAUAAUACACACAUGCACACAAGCGAAUGCAUACAUGCGCAUUCGGACGGCAUGGUAGAUGGUCAAGUGCAUGCACACAAAAAAAAAGAGAAAGUCUCGGACUUCGCGGUGUCAAUGUUGCAAUCGUGUAAAACAAAUUAUAAACGACUCAUUAAAAAAAUAUCAGUGUCUCCUCCUGAGCUCGUUACAACCGUCCGUCUCGAUGUCUCAAUUAUUUUGCGACGCUUGGGAUUUGACGAUCCACGUUGUCCAAUAGAGGCAAAGAUUUUGAAAUGGAGACCAAUCUAGACAGAACACGGAAAACCCGAGAAUAUAAAUGAGAUUAGCGGAAGCUUUCCUUCUCUCAUUCCGUUCGAAACCACGGUAGUGUCCGAGACUUCUCAAUAUACCUCGCGACUCAGGGUGACUACACACCUAGGUUAGAUCGAGUUACUGAGUACCAGUGUCGUUCAAGUGAAAAUCAUAAACAUUUAUAAUCAUAAAGUAACAAUUCGAAAGUGAUAAAAUAAACUCUUAAUGACGCCAAACCACAGUGGGGAUCUUAAUCCAUCCUCAUAACAGAGACACAUACAAAGGAAAUGAGUAUUCGACUGAAUACACAGAUAACUCGCUGCAACGUAAUAUCACUUCAGGAAGACAAGAAAAUUGGUGAAUAAAGAGAGAACUGAGUGAGGAUCGCAAUUUUUCAAACAAAUAGCAACUAUUUCUGCCCGGAGUAGUAAACGAAAGAAGAAUCGAAACACACAGAAAUAAAAUUAAGUGCAGGAAGGCAUCAAUAUUGUUGUGCAUAAAACUUGCAAAUCGAUGUGAAAUGACGGUUUAAAACUUAAGCAAUUAAAGAAAUUCGUUUAAAUACGACUUAAAAUAAUAAUUCAACAGGAAAGUCUGAAGAAGUUCUUUUUGAAGAAGAGUGAAAAACGCUGCAUGUAUUAUUUGUAGACAAGUGAAUUAUGUUUUUAUUAAAAUGAAGUGUACGUAGAAAAAAACAGGUUUAAAGUACAAAGAGCAGCAGCUUUGAAAUGUAACUUUAAAUUAAUCAAAAUAAUAAUCUGGAAGUAUCAAUUAAGAACGUGACGUUGACUUCAAAAAGGCGAUAAUAGUACAGAGAUAUAUACUUUGUAUUAAAUAAACGAAUAAUUACAGUUUUACACAACUAUGUCUAUGAUAAGGUUUGCUUUGCUCGGCCUGCUAUUAUCUUUAAUAAAAGAAUCAUCCGAGUGGCAACUGAUGAAAUGUUGCCCACCAGGACAGAUUUUUGUAAACAGUUUCACCAACUGUGAAUCAAUACCGCUAUUCGCGAUAGAGGUUCACUAUUGGAACAUUACCAGAGAAUUCCAAGGAAUUCCUCAGUGCAACGAAUCUGAGGAUCUUGUGAUAAUGAUACUCAAAAAUUUUGAAUCUAUCGCUAACUUAGAGGUGCCCGCUUGCAUUGAAUAUGCUUACAAGUCCGGGGCAAAAAAACCCAUAAUAAUAAUUCGUUACUGUCAAUCAAACAAGGACCAACAAGUGAAAGCAAUUAAUACAUCCUUUCUGCAGCUCUUACACACCAGAAAAUGUUGCUUUGGCGAUACAAUAUUCGACAGCGGCACAAAGACAUGUGUGACCCGAUUAAAUGAAUCACAGAGUCUAGGAGCAUUUUUGUUAAAUAAAUUGACUGACGCAGAAAGUACAGUGAUACUCACCCAAGGUCCACCUAAGUGUAAAGGACCGAUCGUUAACUAUGAAAUUAACGAAAACGAUAUCUUUCUACGGAACAAUACAUAUAUGGUGAUGAUACCAGUGUUGAAAAAUAAUGUCAAAGAGGAACCAGUUACUGAAGAUAACGCUUGUCUCGAGAUGACGCCGGAUUUUGCAGUUAAACGAAACUUGGUAGUCCGUAUCUGUAGGGAUCCGCAAUUCUGCGACACAAACGCUUGUAUCAGAAAGUGCUGUCCCGAAGAUAGAUAUUUUUAUGAAGACGGUUGCAUUAGCUACCUCCGUUUUACCAAUGAAGUGGGAGAAUUUUACAAUGCUUUUGUGAACGCCGUAGAUCAAACGAAUUCGUUCACUUUCGACACGAACAAAAGCCACGGGAUUUUGAUUCAGAAGCCACAGUGUGACUUAGUGUACCCUUACGAUUUAAAUGAUUGGGAGAAAGAUGUGUUACUGACGUCAAAUGGACAUGUUUUUAUCAAUAAUUAUGAUACAAACGACAUGCAUUGCUUCGAAUUCUAUCAUAGCUAUGCCGACUACAACUCUUCUCGUUUUAAAUUGUUCGUCUGUCCCAAAUACCUGAUUGCUGAGACUCAUAAAAACGCUGACUGGUGGUUCGCCAUAUUGGUCGUCAAAUGUAUAUUUCUGUUGAUGACGUUGCUAGUGUACGGGUACUUACCGAAUCUGCAAAAUAUUCAUGGAAAAACGGUUAUAUGUUAUGUGAGCAGUAUCUUGCUGACUACCAUCUGCGCAUUCAUCACCAAUUGGUACCGCAAUGUUGGACAUACGCCACAAAAAACAUCGUGCAAAGUUUUAGCUUACAUCGGGUUUUUCUCUUUUCAUGCGGUAUUUUUCUGGCUUAACGUCUUGUGCUUCGACAUAUGGCGAACAUUCGGAUCUGUGCGUGAGAAUAUGAAUAUAAAGGACCGCAAAAAUACGAAACGGUUGCUGUUGUACUGUUUACAUGGGUGGGGCAUCCCUUUACUGUUGUCAAUCCUCAUUAUCGUUGCCGAUAACACGGAUUUCCUGCCAGAAUAUCUGGCACCCGAAAUUGGCAAUAUCGGAUGUGCGUUAGCAUAUAGAGACAAUUGGAAUAACUACAGCGAUUUAAUUUUCGCUUAUGGGCCGGAGACGAUUGUGACAAUAUCCAACGUGGUGUUUUUCAUUCUCACAGCAAAAUAUUACAAUACAGUAAAAGCGGAUAUAAAAAAUAUAAAUACCGAUCCCGGAAGCAAACAAUUUGAUUCCAUUAAGAACAGAUUUAUCAUGUUCGCCAAACUGUUCAUCGUUAUGGGAAUGCAAUGGAUAUUCGAGACAGUGAACUACUUCCUCGGCAAAUAUUUAGGUUCUAAUAAUAACGUAAAGGUGUUUCUUUACCUCAUUUUAGUCUUAGAUUCUCUUGAAGGUUUAUUGAUUUUCAUUAUUUUUGUUAUGAAGAAAAACGUGUAUCAAGCUAUUCGCAAACGAUUGCAAGAUAUACAAAAAAAUUAAUCUGCAACGUAAUGUCACUGUUUACUUAUAUAGUCAGGAAAAACGCGAUCAACUACGCUAUAUUUUUGUUUCAUUUACGCGACUUAUGUUUUAAAAAGAGUCGAUAACUAAGCCAUAUUGAGAAUUUAAGAGAUCGGAAAGAGGGUAACGAUAUAAAAGAGAGAGUAACAAUUUAAAUAGGAAAACAGAUGGACCAUUCCAGGGAUUUGGUUAAUCCGGAAAAGAUGAUCCUAACUAGCAAUACAAUGAAUUGAAUAAGGAAAGGAAACAAACAGAAAGAUUGCAACAAAAGUUCGAAAAGAUCAUUGCCUGAAAGCGACAUCCUGCUCUAGUAAAAUUUGGUUUAUACCAAAAUGAGUGGACAAAAGAUGACGUUGAAGAAAUCACCAAUACGUCGAAAGUAAAGCAAUCUGUCGGUUUGUCUUCUGUUCCUAAAUUUGCUGAUGAAAUGAGCGUACACUUUUAAAGUAAAAUGAAAAAAAGAGAGUACUACGGCUGCUGUAAACAUUAUGUUUACCGCCAUUAUCCCCGUUAUUAAAUAACGAAGUCAAAUAAUUUUUUAUGGAAUUAUACAAUUAAUAGCCCGCUGUUUUUAAUAGCGCUAACGUGCCAAUACACAAUAACAAUAGUUCUAAAGUACUUUUACUUUUCAGAACUUUUAAACUUUUCCAACAUAUAUAUGCACUUCAUUCCUCAUACGUCGUCAUUGUUUUUAUACUUGACCGUAUUAUCACUCGAAUAAAUGUACAUUCGAGUGCUUCUUUGUCAUUUAACUUUAUGUUCAGCUAUACACACUUUGAAUUACGCGGAGUAACACAAUACCAUGGAAUUUUGUUAAUAGUUUUUUAAACAAUAUUUUCGUAUCGAAAUAUUUCUUCGAUAAAUCGACUGUUAUUUUAAAGCGCAUUGUUCAGAAACACUAAAAGUAGAAACACUCUUUUAAUAUUCUAUAAGGUUUAAAAGUUAGCAAGGUUAGAAAGGAUGUUCCAAUCCAGUCUAAUGCAGGAAUACAAAACACAGCUAUUCGCCACCGAAAUUUGACGAGCUCAAGUGAUUCUCCAAAGAUUUGUCUAGAUGCGAAAAUGUAAAUCAGGACAUCUUAGUCGACUCGUCACUAAGAAACGUGGAAGUAAAUGCCAUGCACAAGCAGUGGGCUUUGCACAAGGGCAUCGAUGUUCCGUAAAUUGCACCCUCUGCACAAGGACAUGAUCAAUUCACAAUCAAUCUCUCUCUUAUCGUUUCAGAAGAGUACAUUUUAAAUUGCCAUUUUUUCAUACAAUUUUUGAUUUACCAAAUAAAAUGUAUCAAACACGUCAACCAGAGUAUGAUUCUCUUAAUGUAUCGUCGGACAUGGAAAAUUUAUUAUAUUAUCAAUAAUAAGAAUGUACGAUAGUUUUUGUAAAGAUAUUGUAAACAAGUCAUAAAUAUAUGUCUGUGUAAAAUCUGUAUUCCUCGUCAAAUUAAUCGAUGCUUUUCCCAUUUAUUGUCACAUUUAAUUUCGCAUUCACCUUUCCCUCAGAAGUGUAAUAUCACUAUUUUAAGCGAAAUUAUGAAGACUAGUUAUUAUUUAUAGAAUUUAGAUUUGUUUAGUAAAUUGUCGUUAUAUGCUAAUAUGCCAAUAACUAAUAUUCGUGCUAACGGAAAAUUUUUACGCAUAAGGACGAAUUCAAUGCGAAAUAAUGCGCAAAUGCGAAAAAAUACGCAAUAUUACGACAGUUGAAUUAUGUAGAAUUUCGUAAAGUACGUAAAAAUAUUUACUAAGUGGUAAGUCUUGUUUUGUUUUA
Molecule: messenger RNA, 5408 nt
Organism: Solenopsis invicta (red fire ant)
Lineage: Eukaryota; Metazoa; Arthropoda; Insecta; Hymenoptera; Formicidae
Product: G-protein coupled receptor Mth
Exons: 11
Coding region: 1597-3624 (675 amino acids)
Biological process (GO): cell surface receptor signaling pathway; G protein-coupled receptor signaling pathway
Cellular component (GO): membrane
Molecular function (GO): G protein-coupled receptor activity
Source: RefSeq, a predicted model, not a curated record